Molecule: messenger RNA, 1071 nt
Organism: Xylona heveae TC161
Lineage: Eukaryota; Fungi; Ascomycota; Xylonomycetes; Xylonales; Xylonaceae
Product: WD40 repeat-like protein
Exons: 6
Coding region: 6-935 (309 amino acids)
Biological process (GO): mRNA splicing, via spliceosome
Cellular component (GO): catalytic step 2 spliceosome
Molecular function (GO): protein binding
Source: RefSeq, a predicted model, not a curated record
AUGUGAUGAGCUUCCCAACUCGCCCGGUCACUAAGCUAGUCGGUCACAAUGGACCGAUCCACAAUGUCACCUACAGCGCUGGUCUAGGACAAUAUAUCCUUACCGGUUCAUCGGACCGCCGAAUACACCUGUAUAAUGCCUCGAGCGGGUCCUUGGUGCAGAAAUACGAGGCGCACGGAUACGCCGUCCUCGAGGUCGCUGUGACGGAGGAUAACGCGCGAUUUGCUUCCGUAGGUGGCGAUCGCACAGUCUUCCUGUGGGAUGUUGCGACUGCACGAACGUUGCGUCGAUUUGGCGGCAAUCAUGGACAUACAAUGAGGGUAAAUGCCUGCGCCUUUGGUGGAGAAGGGGAUAAUGUGCUUGUGACUGGUAGUGUCGACAGUACCGUGCGCAUCUGGGAUAUGAAAUCCCAGUCAAUAAAGCCCAUUCAGAUCCUCUCUGAGGCACGCGACAGCGUGACCAGUAUCGUCGUCAGCGACUAUGAGAUUAUCACCGGAAGCGUGGACGGGCGUGUCCGCGUGUACGAUCUUCGAAUGGGCACGCUCAAUGCCGAUGUUAUUGGCGCACCCGUAACAUCAAUCACACCCACCACGGACGGAAGCGGUCUCCUCGUGUCGACUCUCGACAAUACCAUGCGGCUCAUGGACAAGGGCUCAGGCAACCUCCUGCAGAGCUACACGGGUCACAUCAACACCGAGUUCAGGAUCCGGUCAUGUCUGAGCCAAAUUGACAACGCGUGGGCUCUGAGCGGGACCGAGGACGGAUGGGUAUAUGCAUGGGAUGUCCUGGAAGGGAAAAUUGUCGAGAAGAUUCAAGUUCAAACCGAAGGCAAAGUCAAGGUCGUGGGCGCAACAGCAUGGUGCCCGAGCGGACGAAGAAAAGAGUGGGUUUGUGGUGGUGGUGAUGGCACGGCAACUGUAUAUGGACUUCCAUAAAUCCACCCAAGGCAAUACCUCAGUCUUUUUGUUCUACGUAUCAGGUUCAUCAGCAGACAGACUGCACAAGAGCAAGAACAAUUAAGACUACAUGUACGAGAUAGCGUUAUACCCGUAGCGAAAAUACAAAAGUCAC